AUGGAUGUCCUCGGCAGUUCGCAGACCACAGCGGAAGCUGUUUCUUCCUGGGUCGUGUGCUGGCAGCAGGUGCGCUCCUACACCUCUUUCUGCGAGGAGAUUGAGAAGGCCAAAAGAGCAGCAGUCGACUCGCGGAAGAAACUCGCGAGCGAAACCAAAGAUAACCGCCGCCUCUGGUCUUCGCUUUCGCUGUCGCCUUCGGUCUCCACGGGGCCUCCUGUGAGCCCAGCUGCAGCAGCAAAUGGCGGCGCUGCAGCAGCGCCGGACGAGCAGCAGCAGGAGCAGCAGCAGGAGCAGCAGGGAGGCGCUGCGGCUCUGGAGACAGUCAAAAAGGCAACAGAGCAGUUGCUGAGGGGCUACCAACAAGAAAUAGACUCACUAACGAAACGUGCGAAAACGGCAGAGGCCACUUUCUUAGGCCUGCUGCAGCUACUACUGCAGCAGCCAGACUUGAUGGUUAUACUACGUGACCUGGAAGCAAGUGCUGCUUCUGGUGCUGCUGGCCGUCAGGUCGAGGAACUCAAGAAGCAAAUUGAUUUGCAGAAAACAGCAGCAGAAGAGCUCGCAGAGAGAAAUGCAGAGCUCGAGAAAGAGUGCCACGAGCUGGAGGAAGAAAUAAGUAGGGCGAGGGACCAGUCCGUCACAGUGCGCAUGCUUGAGCAGCAGCUGCACCAGCAGCAGCAAAAUUUUCAACAGCAACUUGAAGCAGUGGUGGCAAAGGGAGAGCAAAUGGCCCAACUCAAGAGGGCGGACUCACAUCUUCAGCGCGAAAACGCGGAGAUGGCGCAGCAGCUGCAGACAGCGCAGCAGCAAAUUGCACGCCUGGAGGGAAGGCUGCUGCAGCAGCAGCAGCAGUUUGUUGCUACUCGAGAUGAACUGGAACGGAAGUGUGGAGCCAUUCUUUCAGAAGUUGAAAUGCUGGAAGAGAAGAGGCUGAAACACGAGAAUGACAGACAGACACAGAGCAGCAGCAGUGAUGCAAGCACACUCAAAGCCCUCCAAACUGCCCAAGAACGAAUCAGCCAGCUCUUAGCAGCAGAGAAGGGCCUCGAGGCAGAAAUUCGUAAAGAACAGCAAUUGCGCAUGGAUGCCGAGAAAGCUCACGCGGCAGCCGCUGCACAGGCUGCGAAGAAGGCCGAAGAGAUGAGUUUAAGAGUGAAGCAACUAGAGACAGAACUCCGAGCCAGGCCGACUGCAGAUGAAGUGCGGGAGUUGCGCUCGCACCUACAAGCUGCUUCUUCCACUCUUUCUGCAAAAGAGGCUGAGGCACAGAGGGCGUGCGAGAGCCUGCUAGAGGACAAGAGACGCCUUGCUGCAGAGCUAGCUGCUGCACACCAGGCAGCAGCGGCGGCGAAAGAAGCAGCAGCUGCUGCAAACGCCACGCUUGCAGCACUUAACGUAACGGAGCACGCACACCAUGUAGCUCCAGCCAAACAGUCAUCAGGGUCAUCUCUCCUUGAACAUGAGACAUGGGGCCCCACAGCUGGAAUCCAGGGAAGUCCCGAGCACGAAGGCCAAAAGGCCGAACCCAAAGGUGUUGGGGAGGGAGUGUUCAAGAUAGUUGUAGAGCAACGGGAACUGUACAAGAACAAGCUCAUGGAGACGGAGAAGGAGAGGGACAGGUGGCGCUCUGUCGCUCUCGAGGAGAAAGAGAGACGGGAGGCUCUCGCAGUGGAAAACUACCAGCUUGGCCAGGCCCUGGAGGCUGGGGGAGGGGGGCCUGAAGAGGCUCCGUGGAGGCCAGCAGGAUCCUCAACUUCUGGAGGUAUACGAGGGUACGCAGUGGAUAUUUUGGAGGACAGCGACAGGGAGGUAAUCAGUGAGGAGACGGACAAAAGUGGGCCUCUCCCCCUGGUAACUAGACGAGAAAGCGAUGGCAAAGGCAGGGGACCCCGCAAGAGGAGAGGCCCGUCCGCAUUUGUACGGGGUGUCGCUGCAGUGGCAGAUAGCGUAGCGCGUGCGGCCGCCGAUACUGCACGAAGCAUCUUAGGUCCCAAGGACAGGUCUACCUGCGAUUCCCGGGGGGGCUCGGGACCAAACCUCCUCGUUUUAGAAGGCCCUAAGGAUGGAUUGUCCCGGCGAGAGAGAUUAAAGCAGCAGCAGCAGCAACAGCUGCAGCAGCAGCUGCAGCAGCUGGGUGUCGGGGAACGGGUUGUUGUGAUAUGGGGUCGCAUGCUGCUAUCUUCUCGAGCUACGCGUGUGUUUGCUCUCCUGUAUUUCUCCCUGCUACACUCUUUGGUGUUUUUGGUGCUUUUGUUUGCUGCUGACUGGGCCUCUAAUACAGGGUCAGGAGGGGCCUCUUCAACUACGCAUGCAUACCUUAACUAG
This is a messenger RNA of Eimeria tenella, 2328 nucleotides long. RefSeq lists its product as uncharacterized. Bases 1 to 2328 code for a protein of 775 amino acids. Lineage: Eukaryota; Apicomplexa; Conoidasida; Eucoccidiorida; Eimeriidae. The record is from RefSeq and is a predicted model, not a curated record. The transcript is spliced from 11 exons. Gene Ontology annotation, molecular function: calcium channel activity. Gene Ontology annotation, cellular component: Golgi membrane. Gene Ontology annotation, biological process: intracellular calcium ion homeostasis; intra-Golgi vesicle-mediated transport; calcium ion transmembrane transport.